This is a messenger RNA of Colletotrichum orchidophilum, 4380 nucleotides long. RefSeq lists its product as uncharacterized. The transcript has 5 exons. NCBI's taxonomy places the organism in Eukaryota, Fungi, Ascomycota, Sordariomycetes, Glomerellales, Glomerellaceae. Bases 1 to 4380 code for a protein of 1459 amino acids. The record is from RefSeq and is a predicted model, not a curated record.
AUGUCGGAACGCGAGAGCGGGCGUCCAGCAUCGAUGAUGGGAACACAUGGCGUGGAACAACAGCCCUUCUGGAAGGCGUACAAUGUUCCUAAAGAGGAUGACGAUGUCUUUCAGAGCUACAUCAAUCGCCAUAACAGAAAGUUCCCCAUAGCACUUGACGCAUUCCAACCCAAAGAAGACCAAAUUAGUAAUUGGGUCAAACCGCCAAACCCAGAGUGUUUUGCUUCGUUUGGAGAUAAUGGAGUCACGGCGACCGUUAAUGCGUACGGCGACCUGAUGCAAUUCAGCAACUAUCUGGGUGUUAGUGAUUCCGGAAUAUUUUCUGCAGAUCAUCGCGACAUAGACGAGCCAUAUUGGGUGGGUGACAGAGCUGAGCAACUGCUCGAGAUGCGGCGAGAUCGACGUCGAAUGAGAGUUUCGUACGGCCUGCGGAUUCCCAUCAUAAAUCUUGAACAAUGCCGUCUUCUAGGCUAUGUCCACGACAGAUGGCCGCGGUAUGAAGUUGAAGACGAACCACUGGGACCCAAACUCACUACGCAGUGGAUGGUUCAUGAGAAAACAAUCCUGCAGCAAUGUCUGAUUACCAACAUCGGGGUAGCCGAGGCGGCUGUUCCGAUCGAAUUUGCGAGGGGCAUGCGCCUCCAAGACUUGAACUUUUUGAAAGUUUUUGACGAAUUCGACAGCCUUCCUAGAAGGAUCACCCGAUUUCAAACCUUGAGCCCAAACGGUUAUGGGUGGGCUUUGGUUCAUCCUUUCUUGCGCAAGGAGGUGGAAGAAGCAAAUUUACCACCAGUCGACCAAACCGGAACGAACCCCGAGGACCCACCAGUCGAGCUUUCGGAUGCCAUUGCAGUCGUGGUAUCUGUGUUCAUAGAUGGUCAAGCAGUCAUGUGGAAUUCCAACAGCCUGAAUGGCCCGGAUGACACCAGACUGUUGGUCCAAUCUUUGAAGGAGAAGGCCACGAUGGAGGUUGUCACCGCCUACAAGAUGGUACAUCUAACCAAGGCUAGUGCCACAUGGGAAGAAUUCCUUAUUCCGCCGGCCUGGGCGGAUGUUAACAAGCAUCUUGCGUCAGUGUCAUUCACCGCCUUCCACCCUUCAGAUUACGGCAAGCCCGUCGCAGAAAUCGAGGAAGAGAAAUCCGGAGGAGUCUUUGCUCGCUGGAUGAGAUCUUCUUUAUCGGCCAAUGAUACACAACCACAUGGGCUACCAACGGACAGCCUGGUCAACCACAUUGACUUUGUUGGCAUCGAGUGUGUUCUUCAGCAAGUUUGCCGAACCAUGGUCGCCGAGGCUUAUUCCGAAUCUUUCAUUCCAAGUAACUCUUUCACCGACACACCAUUCCAACUUAUGAAGGCGUCCGAGUUUUCGAGUCUCUAUAACAGCAAAGACGACAGGGACUUGGCACGACAGGUUAUCCGGAAGGUUGGCAAAGCUUGGGUUGAUACACUUCACAAGUCUGACAAGCGUACUUCCCACGUUUGGCCUCAUGCACAAGAUGAAGGGUGCAACAAGUACAGACUGAAUGAACAUGUCUGGAUCUGGAGAGCUUUGAGAGCGAUCGAAGAUGACCGGCAGAGAUCUUCCGACACGAAGAAAUUUCCGGGUCAUGGUCAGAUGGCUCUUAUAGAGGACCCUGAGAACGGUCAAGAAAACGGAAAAGAAAAUGGCAUGGGUCAGCGGGACAGAACCAACGGUUAUGAAGAGAAGCUUUUCCGACAUUUCGACUCUGAUGUUGUCCAACGAGACAUCCUACGGCGGUUCACAGUCGAGAACGACGUGUCGAAGAAACGCAUGCUGGCAACGACACGAUCUUCUCGAGAGACGCGCUUUUUGCUUCAUGCCAGUGACACCGCCCUAUUCUACGGCAUUGAGCGGGACUUCUUCUUGCCAACAUUGAUUGAUGAGGUGUGGGACAACACGAUUGAGGCCCAGGUGCAUCACAACGAGAACUCAGAGACAGGGUGGGACAAUUCGAUGCGCUAUGCGCUGGCAAUUAUGAUGGGGGCCAGAAAAAUGCGCCUUAAUAAAAGAUCACCAAAAGGCUUGGUCAAAACUGCAUUCGAUGUUCUGUUUCGGACCACCAGUCCAAACGGACUCUUUUAUGGGCAGCUUGACGGAACAACCAAAGAGCCAAGGCUGUUUGCUAGGGCGGAAGAUCGGGAUUUUUAUUUUCACGCCAGUUUCGAAAUUCCCUACAUUCUUCUGACGCAUUGUUGGAAAAUCAGCUCUACACUGAAAGAUGUUUCUGAGAAAGGUCCCGAGUUGUCGCCAGGAUUCACAGCAACGAAAACGACACCACAACACCCUUUCAAUGAGGUCGCAGAGAUGAUCACACAACAGCCAAAAAGGCAAGAGCACAGGUCGCCUACAAUCCAAGUACCUGCCGCCGAGACAGUUGAAGCCCAAAGCCUCUCUCCCAGCAACUACCUUGGAGUCAAGCCUAAAAAGCCAAAGGUAACGGCUAUGAAAAAGAGUACCCCGUUCAACAGCCUCAUUGACCAGAGCAGCAUCGUCGAUUUGGAGGAAGAAUGGCUCUACAACUUUCCAUCUUUUUAUGAGAGCAGCCAUGGAGGCACCGUUGUUACCAAAGCUGCCGAAGCAUACAUCAGGGAAUUUCCAGAGUCGGAGAAAUUUCAAGGUGUAAAUCCCGAUUCAUUCUUCAAAUACUUGGACAAUCUGGCGUUGGUAGGAAAUAUCCGAAAGCAAAAGAAUCUCAGUAAGCAGCAGAGAGCGUCCGGUGACGACGUUCGGUACACCAAGGGCAACUUUGACCUUUUCUCCGCCUGUAAGCUGCCUCGCACAGCUGAGAAGGCCAAAAAAAGGCUCAUAUGGCUACCGAAAGCGGUUGACGAAAGUGCUCUAGUCUGCUACGUCAAUAGUUCACCAGAUGAGCAAGCAGCAAUGUCCCGUUUCUUUGACUCCCAUUUCCACUACGAAAACCAGUUCCUCGAAGAAACAACAAUGGUCCUCAACAUUUGGAACAGUGAACUCCAUCUCAGCUUUCAUCGGCUGGUCGAAAAGAAUUAUGAGCCGCAUCGGGGAAUCCCCCCGUUGAGCUGUGAGGAGCUCCCGGGCAACGCCAAGUGGAAGCUCGCGCAAGCCUCGAUGGGAUUUCGGAUUUCUGGAGACUUCUUUGACCGGUACUGGACCUGCCACUUUAUAGAAUACAUUCCAGGUUAUGGGAUGCGGGAAGACGCACGUGAUAAUGAACCAUGGGACGAACAAGGUUGGCGGCAAAGGAAAGUGCUCGAGCUGCUUCUUUUUGACAGGAUCAUGAAGCAGAUUUUGCGAAGCACUAAAGGGAUCUUCGAAAUGGUCAAACAUGAGCUGGGCGACAAACGCGGCGUCAUCUCAUUCUCGGCUCUCAACAGUGUCGAAUACCUUUCAUCCAGCACCAAGUGGCAGACCUACCAGCAGAUACUUGAGGUAGUAGAGGAAGAGCUCUCUGACGUACUGUCGACCGUCUCUAAAUGGGAGACGCGCGAGCAAGAUAGGGGCCAAGAGCGACCACGUUGGACACGUAACGACGAGCGGAAGUACCGCGGCUUCAUCGGAAAGAUGCAAGCGGCGACCGGCCGCCGCAUCAGAGAUUUGCAGAAACAGCGCAGCGACAUCCGGUCACUGAAGGAUCAGAUCAUUCGAGAACAGCAACAGAGCCGCGACAACGUCUCGGUAAUUGACGCAGAAAACGUUCGACUCUUUACGUACGUUACUGUCGUCUUUCUGCCUCUCGGCUUCGCGGCCAGCAUAUUUAGCAUGAGCGAAACGCCGCCACAUGAUGUUCUGAAGCCCAUGGUUGUAUGUUCCGCCGUUGCGCUUGCCCUCACGUUUGUAGCGCUGGGGAACGCAAAGAAAGUUUCGACGGCGAUAAACAACUACUCUCAUGCGAAGAUGAACAGCAGCUCAAUGAACCCUGCACACGCGAUACGGAGAAACGACGUGCGGAGGUCGCCCAAGCACCAUGAGGAGGAGGCCAAGGUCGACGAGGAGUCCGAAAAGGACCGCAAACGUGGUGGUCCUGGUUCAAGCCAUCAAAUCAACCACAAAAUUAGCUUUUCGGGGCACAUAUGGUUCUGGGUAGCCUACAUUUUUAUUGAUCUUCCUGCUCGGAGGGUCUUGGUGGCAUACUCCGACUUGAAGGCCCCAAAGCUUAAACGAUGGAUCACGUACGUUCAUGUCAUUAUAGGCGUCAUUGUUUUGCCUGUGCUACUUAUCUCUCGUCUACUCCAAUUCUUCGUUUGCAUCGCUAUGGACUUGGUUCAGCUUGCUUGGGGUAGGUCUAUUCUCCCUCAAUCCGGACUGCUCGAAGGAUUGUUUUUCAAAGUAAUCAACCACAGGGUUCGUCACUAUUCUCGUCACACCAGACACAGCAGAUGA